Molecule: messenger RNA, 1029 nt
Organism: Rotaria sp. Silwood1
Lineage: Eukaryota; Metazoa; Rotifera; Eurotatoria; Philodinida; Philodinidae
Source: the annotation of a GenBank genome assembly
AUGUUCAAUUCGAAGAGACCGUGUGUACGUAAAGAUUGUUCAUUAGCACAACGUACUGUUAUGGAUGGAGAUUUAAUAGGGAUAAAUUAUCCAUUACGAUCUCCAUCCAGCACUAACAUUCAUCCGAAUGCUCGAUGGCAACAGAAUGGUAUCACUGUGGCUGGAGGAAAUCGACAAGGCAAUGGAAUCAAUCAACUCUCAAACCCAUGGGGUUUGUAUGUUGAUGAUGAUCAAACAAUCUAUGUUGCUGAUCGAGUGAAUCAUCGUAUUGUGGAAUGGAAACGAGGUGCAACAAGUGGUCAAGUGGUUGCCGGUGGAAAUGGACAAGGAAGUGGAGAUCAUCAAUUGUAUAACCCAUAUGAUGUGAUUAUCGACAAAGAGAGAGAUAGUCUCAUCAUAUGCGAUCGUUCGAAUGGAAGAGUGGUUCGAUGGCCUCGUCGAAAUGGGACAAGUGGAGAAACAAUCAUCUCCAACAUCGAUUGUUUGGGUUUGACAAUGGACGAGAAUGGAUCUCUCUAUGUCACUGACUUUGGAAAACAUGAAGUGAGACGAUAUCGAAGAGGAGAAUCUCAAGGAACAGUGGUUGCAGGUGGCAAUGGAAGUGGAAAUCGUCUCGAUCAACUCUCUUCCCCCUCAUACGUAUUCGUCGAUCGAGAUCAUUCAGUGUACGUAUCUGAUGAGAUAAAUCAUCGUGUGAUGAAAUGGAUGGAAGGUGCAAAACAAGGCAUUGUCGUGGCUGGUGAUCAAGAAGAAGGAAAUGGUCUUACACAAUUGUCAUAUCCUCGAGGAGUUGUUGUCGAUCAAUUGGGCACUGUCUAUGUGGCUGAUCGAGGGAAUAAUCGAAUCAUGCGUUGGCCUAAAGGAGCCACACAAGGAAGUGUCAUUGUUGGUGGAAACGGUAGAGGAGAACAAUCGAACCAACUCAAUAGACCCUUCGGUUUGUCAUUCGAUCGACACGGUAAUCUCUAUGUCGUCGAUUGGAGAAAUCAUCGAGUUCAACAAUUCGAACUUCAAUCCAAUCCAAAGUGA